Cuscuta campestris is the source of this 557-nucleotide messenger RNA. Lineage: Eukaryota; Viridiplantae; Streptophyta; Magnoliopsida; Solanales; Convolvulaceae. The record is from the annotation of a GenBank genome assembly.
AUGUUUUUUAAGCAUAUAUAGGGGGGGUAUGGUCCCUGAAGGAUUUUUCGGUCGGUUUUAAAAGGCUUGGUUUUUGCCCUUGCUAGGCCCUGCGUUAGUGUCCCACCCACUAACAACAAGAACAGGCGUCAGAGCUAAUGCAGUUUGAGUUGGCGGUGGGAAUCGGUGUUGGGCAUCGGUGUGUCGGCCCUGCUUUAGCUCCUUCCCAUCCGGCGUUUGGUUCUUCCAUUACACCCAGCCAGGUGGAUGAACCAGUCGGUGUGGCUAAAGCAGUCAGUUUUAUGGUGGCUCUAAGUGGGUGGGACGCGAAAACUUUCCGUGAAAGCCUUUUCAAUAUGGUGGGUUCCGCCUUUGUCUGCAAUGGUUUCCUUUGUUCUGUACCCUUUCGGUGGCAUCCUUACCUUCCAACUGCUGAGUUCUGUCGUGUGCCUGCUCGUGUGGGAACCAAAGGGUUGGCAUUCGAUUGACGCCAUGGCACCGCUUGUGGUACACUAUCUGUUGUCUCUUUUCCGGAAAGUUUUGGCCCAUUGGUUGUUGUUGAGUACUUGGGUUUGGUA